This is a messenger RNA of Colletotrichum higginsianum IMI 349063, 720 nucleotides long. Its product is annotated as IgE-binging protein. The transcript is spliced from 2 exons. Gene Ontology annotation, molecular function: glyoxalase III activity. The record is from RefSeq and is a predicted model, not a curated record. The coding region runs from base 1 to 720 and encodes 239 amino acids. Lineage: Eukaryota; Fungi; Ascomycota; Sordariomycetes; Glomerellales; Glomerellaceae.
AUGUCUUUGCCUCGCCGUGCUCUUAUCAGCAUUACCUCCGCUCAAGCGACGCUCUUUCAAGGCAAGGAGACUACAGGACUGUUUAUCAGCGAAGCUUUACACCCCUACAAUGUCCUGAAGGCUGCCGGCUUCGAGGUUGAUCUCGCCUCCGAGACCGGCUCAUACACCGCGGAUUGGCUUUCGCAGCAACCCGACUUUCUCAACGGUAAAGAUCUUGCCGUCUGGGAAAACGUUGAGAGCGACUUCCGGAAGAAGCUUGACAACAUGCCCAAAGCCGCAGACCUGGAUGGCUCCAGUUAUGGCAUCUUCUAUGCUUCAGCCGGUCAUGCCGCCCUGAUCGAUUAUCCUACGGCCACUUCACUUCAGAGAAUUGCCGCGCAAGUCUGGGCCAACGGCGGCGUAGUGUCAUCUGUGUGUCACGGUCCCGCCAUUUUCGCCAACCUGGUUGAUCUGGCGACCAACGAACCUCUCAUCAAAGGCAAGAGGAUCACGGGAUUUACCACUGAGGCCGAGCACACCAUGAAAAUCAUGGAUGAUCUCAGAAGCUGGGGCUCUGAAAUGGUCGAAGAAGUCGCCGCUCGACUCGGUGCGACAUACGAACGUGCACCUGGGAUCUGGGACGAUUUCUAUGUGGUCGAUGGCCGUCUCGUCACGGGCCAGAAUCCUGCCAGUGCUAAAUCCACUGCAGAGGCUGCAGUGGCAGUUUUUGAAAAGUUGUAA